AAAGCAAUGGCCAUGUAUAUGUGGAUUCAGAAGUUGAAGCCGUUCAUUCUCGUGGUAUUCUUGCAACUCGGGCUGGCUGGAAUGGACAUCAUUUGCAAGGCUGCCUUGAACGAGGGCAUGAGCAAUUAUGUGCUCGUUGUCUACCGACACGCUGUUGCCACAAUCGUCAUCACGCCUUUCGCCAUCAUCCUCAACAGGACAACAAGGCCGAAGAUGACACUCCCCAUCUUCAUCAGACUGAUGGUGCUUGGCUUAUUGGAGCCAGUCAUUGACCAGAAUUUAUACUAUUUAGGGAUGAAGCACACGACCGCGACAUUCGGAGCUGCCAUGGCCAACAUUCUUCCAGCCAUCACCUUCGUCAUGGCUUGCAUCAUGCGACUUGAGAAGGUGAAAAUGAGGAGCAUUCGGAGCCAAGCUAAGGUUUUUGGGACAUUUGCAACAGUCACUGGAGCCAUGAUCAUGACACUAGUCAAAGGCCCGGUUCUCCAACUAUUUCGGACACGAGGAGGAGGGACAACCAGCAACAACAUUCAAAACGGGAGUGAUAGUAGUGGGAUCAUCCUCCAGAAUUCCAUCAAGGGUUCUCUCUUGAUUGCAAUUGGAAUGUUCUGUCAAGCUUGCUUCGUGAUUCUCCAAGCAACAACACUAAAAAAAUAUCCUACCGAGAUCUCUCUCACGGCUUGGAUAUGCUUCUUGGGGACUGUUGAGGGUGCCGUCGUGGCUCUAGUCAUGGAAAGAGCAAACACUACCGUUUGGUCCAUACAUUGGGAUGCCAAAUUACUUGCGGCUGUCUACAGUGGAAUAGUCUGCUCAGGAGCGGCCUACUACAUUCAAGGUGUGGUCAUGAAAGAUAGAGGACCAGUUUUCGUCACGGCCUUCAAUCCUCUAAGCAUGGUGAUUGUGGCUGUCUUAAGCACCUUCAUGUUGGCUGAGCAGCUUACCUUGGGAAGGAUUAUUGGUGCAAUCGUCAUUGUGGCUGGUUUGUACCUUGUUGUUUGGGGCAAAAGCAAGGACUACAAAUUGCCUUCACCAGUAGAUGAGCAAUCGUCACUGCCAACAGGGCUGGCUGACCCCGAGGGCAUAGACGAGCCAAUAGCAUUGCCAACAGAGUUGGCUGACCGUGGGGGCAACAGAAUGGACAACUUCAGUCAUGAGAUGAUAAUCGCUGAUGAAUAAAAUUCGUUUUUAUUAGUUAUAAUUUUCAUGAACUAUAAAUGUCGUGUAAUCUCUGAAUAGAUAGUAGUGAUACCUAUUUCCUAGAUUAUCAACGAAGUAGGUUGACGUCGUUUGUGAGGAUAUAUGUGUUUGAGGAAAUUCAAAAGGUAAUUUAUCAUUCCCAGACAUAAUAAUCACACUCCGAAGUCAAUACACUUUCGCAAACUUUGCACUUGAACAUGUUCCAAAAAUCCAGAUAAUAUGAAUUUUUCAUAUGAUGCGAAAUAUUGGAAGCGCAAAACACGAGGAUUCAAAGCUUUUUAGAACCGAAACGGGAGAAUGCUUUUUCUACGUGAGAAAGGUACAAAAACCCAGAAAAUGGGAGAGACUCCGGCCAGCGUUAUCCUAACAUAGCACGACCCAAUGGUGUUUAAUCAGAAAAUGAGGAUUCAGUUUCUUCCUUCAAAGACCCAUCUCUAGAUGUUUCUUUACCAUCUCCAUUGGACAAACUAGAUUUUGAUGUUUAAUCGUACUCUCCACAAAAUUUAAGCACGACCCAAUGGUGGAUUAAUGUGCACUCAUUGAUUUCAAAAGUUGCACACUGGAGUCUCCUGUUGGCCGUGACCGAAUAUGAGUGUCCGUGAGUGUGCGUGAGAAGGAUUUGGAGAUGGUCUU
Messenger RNA from Syzygium oleosum, 1830 nucleotides. RefSeq names its product WAT1-related protein At2g37460-like. The transcript is spliced from 7 exons. The coding region runs from base 7 to 1176 and encodes 389 amino acids. The record is from RefSeq and is a predicted model, not a curated record. Lineage: Eukaryota; Viridiplantae; Streptophyta; Magnoliopsida; Myrtales; Myrtaceae. Gene Ontology annotation, cellular component: plasma membrane. Gene Ontology annotation, molecular function: transmembrane transporter activity.